This is a messenger RNA of Amphimedon queenslandica, 2126 nucleotides long. RefSeq names its product TNF receptor-associated factor 3-like. The transcript has 4 exons. Gene Ontology annotation, molecular function: tumor necrosis factor receptor binding; zinc ion binding. NCBI's taxonomy places the organism in Eukaryota, Metazoa, Porifera, Demospongiae, Haplosclerida, Niphatidae. Gene Ontology annotation, cellular component: cytoplasmic side of plasma membrane; plasma membrane signaling receptor complex. The record is from RefSeq and is a predicted model, not a curated record. The coding region runs from base 279 to 1793 and encodes 504 amino acids. Gene Ontology annotation, biological process: signal transduction; regulation of apoptotic process; regulation of canonical NF-kappaB signal transduction.
UUGUACCGGGGAAUACCCAGGGGAAAUAGAAGAAUGUGUCAGCAAAAAAUGGAGGAACUUUCCGCCAUUUUAAGUCAUGUCUUUGGUUCAAGUAGAGCAGGUGGAAUUUCUUGCUAAUUUUGCUUUCACUACUGCUCGAACUGUCACCAUUUUGAAUUUUCCUCCUCUACUUGAUUUUAUCUCAGAGAACACGGUAUUGUCACUAUAUUACAACUGGACCCUCAGAAAACCUAUUUAUCAUUAUUACAAGAACAGAGUGAAGGAUUGUUGUUAAGAUAAUGGAGGAAAGGCCAGGUGGUUACGAAGUAUCAAAUAUUGUUUUAUACAAUAAGGGUGGUACAAAACAAUUGAGUGAAGAUGACAUAAAAGCUCUCCAUUGUUCUGAGUGUUCAUUGCUGUUGCGAGAACCGUACCAGUUGCUAAACUGUGGUCAUCGUAUUUGUAGAUCCUGUCUGUUGGAGACUGUAUUGAAGAAGAAUAAUCCAGUUUGCCCUGAAGAUAAAGAGCCAGUAACUAAAAAUGAUGUAAGACCAGAUAAAGGUUGUGCUAAAGAAAUCAACUCAUUGACUGCUGCUUGUGGAGGAUCUGAAAAUGGCUGCACUUGGAGAGGGACUGUAGCUGAAGCAGAGAUUCAUGUUGAAAGCUGUGUCUACAUUGUAGUUCCCUGCCCACAAGGAUGUGGCCAGAGAUUGAGUAGAAAUGAAUUGAGUAACCACAUACAAAAUGAUUGCCAAAACAAGCCAGAUGCAUCACAGCUGAUAGCCACUCUGAUGCAGAAACUUAACCAGCUAGAAACUAAGUUUCAAGUCACAGUUGGAAGUCUACAAAAAGAAAUAACAAAUCUAAAGCUCCAGGUUAAAGAGGUGCCUCAAUUGAAAGCAAAGAUCAAUGAUCUCACUGAAGAGCUUACAAAAUUUAAUAAAGUAACACAAGAAAGCUUGAUAGCUGCUGAUUCUGGUCGUAGGUUCACUGGAUUAGAUGAUGAUGGUAGAGGAGGUGACCCUGGGUAUGGUAGUGGUAAUUUUGUAAGGGGCCAAAUGCCUAGCAUGGCCUCCAGUAGUAGUUCAGGAGGUUUUAGUAGUGCAUAUACCGGUAGUUCAAGUAUGCCUUCUAGUUACUCUAGUGGAGAUGAGGAGCUUCGUGCUACAGUGCAUAAGCUCCAGAAAGAUGUGGAUCUAAUAAAACCUGUUCUUCAAGAUUAUCAAAGCCAGAUAGCAGGUUAUCUAGAGGUAGUCCAGACAGUUCAAGAAAGUGUUACACGUCAUGCGGUGCUAAUGGAAGAGGUAAAGCUUAGACAAGAUAUUCUUGAUGUCAAAACCACUAAUGGUGUCUUUAUAUGGAAAAUACCAGAGAUAGCACGAAGGUACGCUGAUGCCCAGCAGCGACGCACUCUCUCGCUCUAUUCUCCUCCUUUCCAUACCUCACCCCAUGGGUACAGGAUGUGUAUCAGGGCCUACCUUAAUGGCGAUGGCUCUGGCAAAGGCACACACAUAAGUGUGUUCUUUGUUUUAAUGAAAAGUGAGCAUGAUAAUCUCCUCAGCUGGCCAUUUAAGAGUCCUGUAACCUUCCAGCUACUCAAUUUGAGCAAUUCUGGUAAUAAUGUCACUGAAACCUUUAUGCCUGACCUCCAGUCACCAAGUUUCCAGCAGCCAAAGUCAGAGAUGAAUAUAGCUUCAGGUUUUCCUCGCUUUGCAAAACAGAGCUACCUUAAAGAUCCCAAUUUCACAAAAGGGGAUGCAAUAUUCAUUCGUUGCAAGAUUGAUCUAUCAAGUAUUGAUAGCAAAUUAGAAUGAAUGAAAUAAUAACAAACUUUUAAAUGAUUAAGGCAAUUUUUUAUGCACUAUUAUAUGGGCCAUGCAUGAAUAGCAAUGGUGCAGUGCUUCUAUAUUAACCAUUAACAGUAAUUUACUAGGGACAGCUAAUAAUUAAUGAUGAAUGCUAUCUACAAACAUGUAUAAUUAUGUAUUGUUUUUUGACAUUUUAUGUUAGUUUAAAUUUGUCUUUUGCCAUUAAAGUACAAGUACAAGUAGUUUAAACUCUCAUGCACCAUAGACAACUGUAUUGAUCUUUAUAGUAUUGUGUUGUUUUUCUUUAAUAAUAAAAAAUUUAGUUAUGAAAAGAAAAAA